AUGGACGUUGAGUCCCUUGUGGAUUCAGACUCGGAGGAAGCAGAUAGAGAGUUGGAGGCUUUGGUUGGGCCUUGGAAAGGCAUUGGAGCCGCCCAAAAGCGGCCCCGUGAGGUGGUGGAUGAAGAAGAGGGGGAGCCCUCGGAGAAGGCUGUGGCAGUGGAGCCUGAGGUUGAAGCCAAAUUGUGGUCGAAAACUGGGAGGGGGGCGGAUGCAGAGAGGGGACGCCGUCUUCCUUCCACUCAGAGUAGGCCUCAGACAGCGGAUGAGGAGCUUCGAGAACGUAGCCCCAUCCUAUCGCACAUUGACUACGCCCUUUCAAGGGAUGAAUUGAUUGACAGAGCCAGGAGCGCGGUUUCCUCGAUAAUGAGUGAAACCCAGAAAUCAGGCAACCUCAAGGGCGGUAUCAGGGGGGAAAUAAACCGGGCCACUAAGAUCAUCUACUCGGCCAUGGAUUCCCUCCAGGCAAUGACGGCUGACGAGGAAGCUAGGAGGCUUCGGGCAGAUAAUAGGAGGAUGCGACAGGAGAUGGCUGUUUUACGUGCCGAGGUCAAGGCUCUCCGGACCUCUUUCUCCGCAAGGGAGAAAUCCCCUGCUCCAAUGCGUCAGCCUGACUUAGACGUGGAUCCCCAGGCCUCCCCAGCUCUUGGGGAAAUGCUUGAAACCCUUAAAAGGGAUCUCUUUGUGUCGAUUGGAGGGAUGGUUAACGAGCGCCUCAAACAGCUGGAAAAGCGGCUGCCUCAGGAGCCCAUAUUGAGGCCCCCACUUGCUGCAGACAAGAAGCGGGGAAAAGUAGACCACCGCCCUACCGACGAGCCUUCCGCGGGCCCAUCGCCAGCUCGCCCAGCGACGACGCAGCCAACGGGAAGACCCAAAAGAUCUAAGGCAACCAAGCCUGCACCUGCACCACAGGCAGAGGCCUGGUCUGAAGUAGUCGGGAGGAAGGCCAAGGCCAAGUCCAAGAAGGCCGCUGGGCGCAAAGCUACCGUCCCAGCCCACGCACCUGCUAAGUCUCCGCCGGCUACCCGGAAGGGUAAAUUGACCUCGCCCAAGUCCUCGGCAGUCGUCAUUACCCUGAGGCCAGAAGCCGUCGCAACACAAAGUUAUGCGACGGUCAUGAAGGCAGCCACUUCUGGCUUUGCCCUUUCGGAGGUCGGGGUAAAUCACGUGCGGGUCCGCAAAUCCGCCACCGGGGCUCGAAUUAUUGAGGUCCCAGGAGCCGGCAGUGCAAAGGCCGCGGAUGAGCUGGCCGGGAAACUGCAAGGCCUCGUUGGCGAGUGGGUGACGGUGUCCCGGCCCAUGAAAACUGCCGAACUUCGGCUGGUCGGGCUCGACGAGUCGGUCACUCCCGAAGAAGUCCAGCGAGUGGCGGCAGAGAAGGGAAACGUCCCACCGGAGCAGGUGAGGGUUGGCGCCAUUCGAAUGGGACCAAGUGGGACUGGUUCAUCCCUUGUCCGAUGCCCGGUGCCCGCAGCAAAGCUGCUCAUUGCGGCAGGACGAUGUGGUAAGGAUGGGCACAAGGCGGCCUCGUGCUCAGCUGACCCGAAGUGUGCAGUCUGCACGCAGUUGGGUAGGAAAGCUGGGCAUGUCAUGGGGGGGCUGAAGUGCUCUCCACCCCCUACAAAGGGUAAAGAGGCCCCUUUGACCCGGGCCCCUGACACAGGCAAUGGGCAACAGGAGACUGAACCGGAGGACAUCGAAAUGGACGCUUAA
This is a messenger RNA of Pararge aegeria (speckled wood butterfly), 1710 nucleotides long. RefSeq names its product transcriptional regulatory protein AlgP-like. The transcript is spliced from 3 exons. Lineage: Eukaryota; Metazoa; Arthropoda; Insecta; Lepidoptera; Nymphalidae. Bases 1 to 1710 code for a protein of 569 amino acids. The record is from RefSeq and is a predicted model, not a curated record.